GAAGGCAACUUGAAUGGAGCACCUGUAAAAAAAAGUACAACUACACUAGUGUACACACUGAUCACCAUGUGUAUGUUUGGGCAAAUUUGUUGCUAACGGAGAUGCUGGGAAAACAUCGGCGGGCUCGGUGUUAUCUCGAUCGGCGAGGCCACGCCAGGCGACAUGUAAGGGUGUGUUGUCGGGCAGGUUAGUUCGUGAUCAUACAGCCGACAAGUACAGUACAGCUACGCACUGUGAGACAGAGACAAAAGUGGAGACCGCCAUUGUUAAAUUCAUUCCAAGGUCACCGAUUGACAAGGACAAGUAUGGGGAGUGGCAGCUCGACACCUCGGCCGAAAGAGACCAAGGCCAAAACCAAGUCAAAGUCCUUCAGGUUUCACUACUUCGACUUGAAGGGUCGGGGAGAGGUAGUGCGCCUCGCUUUCGUCCUGGCUGGGCUGGACUUUGAUGACGUCAGACAUACCCUGGAGGAAUGGACCAACAUGAAACAGACUGGCGAGUUUACCGGCCCCUUCAACCAGCUGCCGUGGCUGGAGUUGGACGACGGCACAACUAUCUCUCAAACCAGAGCUAUCCUGCGGCUAAUAGCCCGAGAGGGGGGUUUUGAUGGUGAUACGAACGUGGAAGCGGCUAAAGCAGACGAGAUAACGGACGCUGUUGAAGAUAUCAAAGAUGACUUCUUCAAGACGAUCUUUGAAAAAGAUGACGAGAAGAGGGCAUCACUGGAAGCUGAAUUCUGGGACAACAAACUGCCAACCAGACUGAGGCAGUUAGAGGUGCUUCUGGAAGCGAACAAUGGCGGACAGGGUUUCUUUGUUGGGAAGGCGAUGACUCAUGCGGAUCUGGACAUGUUUUCGCUGCUGGACAUGUUGGAAAGUUCUUCCAAGGAACGGGACCUCCUGGGCAUGUUGGGCGCCGUUCCGCUGGUCAAGGCGCACAAAGAACGAGUGGCUACCAACACGAAGAUAGCGGAGUACCUCCAGACUAGGAAAGAUACACCUUUAUAACAAGAUGGCGGCGUUGUACUACGGGAGACACGCAAAGAACUCUGGGAGAUGAAGUUUUGAAUGUUUUUGUAAAAACCCAAAUUUAUUAGAAUUCAUGCAUGUUUCAUCACGUAUAUUACAACACAUACGCGACGCAAAAUAUCUCCGAAUAACAUGAAAUAGCUAUAGUGCAGUCAUCAUAUAAACUUUAUUGCAAAUAUGUACAUAUCAUUUUAUAAAAGACACACCUGUAGAUAACCGUCCCUGAAGACAGACCUCAUACUUGACAUAUAGGAUAAGUAGAACAUUGUUGAUUAUAGGUUUCGUGGUGCUUGUGUUGUGCUUUGUUGUGUG
Messenger RNA from Branchiostoma floridae (Florida lancelet), 1340 nucleotides. Its product is annotated as S-crystallin SL11-like. The transcript has 7 exons. The coding region runs from base 306 to 1007 and encodes 233 amino acids. Lineage: Eukaryota; Metazoa; Chordata; Leptocardii; Amphioxiformes; Branchiostomatidae. Gene Ontology annotation, molecular function: glutathione transferase activity. The record is from RefSeq and is a predicted model, not a curated record. Gene Ontology annotation, biological process: glutathione metabolic process.